AUGAGUUUGAUGACAGCAUCCACGACCACAGCAGCUCGCAGUAACACCAGCACGACCACUGUCUCGUUGAGAAGACAGAGGAGGAAGAGGACGACGACGACGGUUUCUCGGGCGAUGAUGAAUUUGCGUUUUGAUGACGACGAUGGAAAAAAGAACAGUAACGACGAAGAGAAAACGAUGAGUAAACGCCAGUUUGCAUUGUCCACGGCGGCGGCGGUGGCCUCCGUGGUACUCUCUCUGGGCCAGCCGAUGGACGCGCAGGCGUUAUCGCUGAAGAGCAGCAAUAAGAACGGGGUGUAUUGGAUCGAACCAAAGAACAACGCGACGGUGACGUCUCCAUUCACCGCAAAAUUCGGCGUCAAAGGCUACGAGGUCGUCCCAGCCUCCGCGGAAUUCGAAGAAGGCACCGGACAUCAUCACAUCAUCGUCGAUGGCGAGUACAUGGAGAAAGGAACCGUCGUCCCGUUUGACGCCACGCACUUGCACUACGGCAAGGCGCAAAAAGAAGGCGAGAUUACUUUAGAACCUGGGACGCACACGUUGACGUUACAGUUUGCCAACGGGAAGCACGUGAGUUACGGGAAGAAGUUUGCGUCGACGAUAACCGUGAACGUCGAGUAA
Molecule: messenger RNA, 621 nt
Organism: Bathycoccus prasinos
Lineage: Eukaryota; Viridiplantae; Chlorophyta; Mamiellophyceae; Mamiellales; Bathycoccaceae
Exons: 2
Coding region: 1-621 (206 amino acids)
Source: RefSeq, a predicted model, not a curated record